AUGGGGAUGAUGACUGGAUUUUUGUGUCUUCACUCUCUGCUGAACUCCAUGGUUUCAGUAGAGAAGGUCUCAGUGAGGAAGGGAGCGCUUCAUGCCCUCGCAGUGCACACAGAACCAAGUAAAAAGGACAACUCUGCAGGAGGUUUCUCUAACUCUUCACGGAUCUUAUGUUGGAUUCUGACUGGACCCAAGAACCUGGAAUCCCGGACCAAGCAUCUAAAGCAAACCUGGACUAAACACUGCCACAGAGUGCUGUACAUGAGCUCAGUAAAGACGGAUUUUCCCACCGUUGGGCUGAAUGUGAGCGAAGGGAGGGAAAACCUGUACUGGAAAACCAUCAGGGCAUUCCAGUACAUCCACCAGCACCACAUGGAUGAAGCUGACUGGUUCCUCAAGGCGGAUGAUGAUACUUAUGUGGUCAUAGAAAACCUGCAGUACAUCGUAUCCAAACUGGACCCAGGAAAACCAUUGUACUUAGGUCGAAGGUUUCGCCCGUUCAUCAGUCAAGGCUACAUGAGCGGAGGAGCAGGUUAUGUCCUGAGUAGAGAGGCACUGAGAAGAUUUGUAAACGGUUUUCACACAGGAGAGUGUACUCACUUCUCUGACAUAGAGGACAUGGCUCUGGGGAGCUGCAUGGAGAAAAUGAAGGUGGAGCCGGUCGACACUCGAGACGUGAAGGGGAGGCAAACCUUCCACCCGUAUCCUUUGGACCAUUAUGUGAUCCGACAGCUACCAAGAGCUCGGCCUUGGCAUUUACUUUAUGACUACUACCCUCCAAAUGAGGGUCCAAACUGUUGCUCAGAUUUUGCUGUGUCCUUUCACUACAUCUAUCCUGUCCAGCAGUAUGUGUUGGAGUACUUCACCUAUCAUCUACGACCAUAUGGAUACUUUUAUAGAUAUAGACCCGAUGAAAGCAGGGACACAAACACUACAGAUAACAGCAGUGGGUGAGCAGCACAGGGGAACGGAAAAGGAUCCGGAGGAGGAGUGAAGAUAAGAAGCGGGAUGAGACAGGGUUUGGACAAUCAAAGCAAUACUGAAGCAAUAUUGCUGAUUCUUGUGGAAUCUGGGAAAACAGAGGAAGAGUUGGGAGGUUUGAGAAGCUAAAGAAUGGAUGAAAGUGACUAAAAGAAGAGCAGCCAGCAGAGUUUGCUGAUUAUUAACUGAA
Cyprinodon variegatus (sheepshead minnow) is the source of this 1168-nucleotide messenger RNA. RefSeq names its product core 1 synthase, glycoprotein-N-acetylgalactosamine 3-beta-galactosyltransferase 1 (gene c1galt1a). Gene Ontology annotation, cellular component: membrane. The coding region runs from base 1 to 951 and encodes 316 amino acids. Lineage: Eukaryota; Metazoa; Chordata; Actinopteri; Cyprinodontiformes; Cyprinodontidae. The record is from RefSeq and is a predicted model, not a curated record. Gene Ontology annotation, molecular function: N-acetylgalactosaminide beta-1,3-galactosyltransferase activity. The transcript is spliced from 3 exons.